This is a messenger RNA of Physcomitrium patens, 2361 nucleotides long. The record is from RefSeq and is a predicted model, not a curated record. NCBI's taxonomy places the organism in Eukaryota, Viridiplantae, Streptophyta, Bryopsida, Funariales, Funariaceae.
AAGCACACAACAAAGUCUCAUAAAUCAUCAAUGUUUGUUUUAACUUUUGCUUCUUGUAUUUAGGCAUUACCAUCCAUACAUCCAACAAAAAAGCCAUUUGUUUCUUACAAUUUCUUUGAUAUACCACGUUUAUUCCAACACAAACUUAGAAGAAACUAAAACAGCUUAAAUUCAUACGGUUUAUUAUAUUAUAUAUCAACAAUAUUUACAUGUGUACCAACAAUCUGUUAGUAUGUUGCAAUUCCAAACUAAAUUUGUUCAUGACCAGUUCUUUUGUAUUAUUACUAGUGUAUAAAUUUUAAACAUGUAAAACUAACUCAUGAAAGAACAUUUAACCAAAUUUAGAUUUUCAUUUUUUCAUUUUUUUUCUUUUUUUUCUUUUUUUUUUAUUGAAAUGAACAAAUAGUUCAACGAAUAUAUAUAUUGAAACUUAAGAAUCGAAAUUUUCUUUUCAACGGAAAAACCUCUCAUCAUUCAACACAAUCAAACUAAAAAAUUAUUUAAAUUUUUAUAUUUAUCCAGUUACAUAUUUACUUUGAUCAGUUUGAGUAUUAAUGUUGUUUUUAAUUCUCCUGCUGACGGUAUUUUCAAAUCAAAAUAGCAGUCAGUGUUAAACUUUUGUUUCAUUGUUUCAAAAAUAAAAACAUAUUUUAUAAUAUGGUUUAUAUUUCGUAAAAUAAAACUUUAUUAAGAAAGAAAAAAAUCAUACCUGUAUAUAUAUAUAUAUAUAUAUAUAAAUAUGUGUGUGUGUGUGUUACUUGUUUACUUUACAGAUAACUUUAUUAUAUCAUUUCUUAGAACUGAAUCAGGUAUUUCUUAUAAAAAAAUAUAUUUCCAUGAGAUGAUCAGAUAUAAAUCAACACGAAAGUAUAUAACUAAAAAAAAUUUAAAUAAAAAAUCAAGUACUCGUGAUGUUGGGACAAUAUCCAAUUUUAUGAACAUCUGAACAACAAAAAUCAAUCCCCCAAAAGAAAGUAAUUAGGGUUUGCAAGAUGUUCACUUAUUUCAAGCAAUGAAAUGGAGCAUCCCACUCCAUUCCCGAGGCACAAACCAGUGGCAGUUUGAAAAAACACUCUUCGAGUGGGAUGGAUUGCACUUUCUGAAUCAGCAGAGCUGAGAGGCAUUUGAGAAUCUGCAUACAUUUUGUUGUCUCAAAUUGUAUGGGAGCAGUUGUACAGUGAUUCUGUCUGUUCAAUUGGUUUCAUUAUCAGCCCAUAGCUAUUGUUGAAGAUACGUGUUGGCAGUGAGUAGGGAAGGUGCAUUUCAGAAUGGGAGAGAACCUGGAGGUGAGGGGAUUAGAAUACGAAGAAAAAGCGGAGAAGAAGCUGAAGAGCUGGGGAAUACUGGGCAGCAAGUAUGAAGAUGCUUCAGACUUGCUAGAGAAAGCUGGAAAUUCGUAUAAAUUGGCGAAAGCAUUUGCAGGGGAUAAGGCAGCAGCUGCUUACAUCAAACUUGCGGAUUGUCAACUGAAGUUGGAGAGCAAGCAUGACGCUGCCUCUGCCUAUGUCGAUGCAGCUCUCUGUUUGAAAAAGAAAAACCCUUUAGAGGCAGUAAGGUGCUUGGAACAAGCGAUAUCUUUUUAUCUGGAAGAAGGACGCCUACAAGUUGCUGCUAGACAUUACAAGGAAAUUGGGGAGAUAUGUGAGAACCAAGCAGACGUAGCUCGGGCUAUGGAGUACUUUGACAAAGCAGCAGAGCUUUUUCAAGGUGAGGAGGUAAACAGCAGCAGUAUGCAAUGUAAACUGAAGGUUGCUCAAUUUGCUGCUGAGCUGGAACAAUAUGAGCGUGCCAUUGACAUCUUUGAGGUAGUGGCAUCCCAAUCCUUGAAUAAUAACCUUCUCAAAUACAGUGUGAAAGGGUACCUUUUGAAUGCUGCUCUCUGCCAAUUCUGCCUUGGAGACUCCGCCACUGUUGGCUCCUCGCUUGGAAAAUAUCAGGAUUUAGAUCCAUCAUUUUCAAGUUCAAAGGAAGGAAAAUUUUGUGUGGAUUUAGCAGCAACAAUGCAAGACAUGGAUAUCCCAAGGUUUACAAAUGUUAUCAAAGAAUAUGAUGAUUUAUCAAGACUUGAUGAUUGGAAAACAACUUUGCUUUUGCGCGUGAAGAAUAAAUUAAAAGAAAGGGAGCUUGCUAUGGAUGACCUUACAUAGAGUUCCAAUUUUAUUUCUUUGCCAGAAUCUAUGCUAUCAAUGAAUUAGCAACUCCAAUACUAGAUGAAAAUUGAUUUUUACUUUUCAAAGUCAAUAGAUAAUCUUCAACUAUCGUGUAUCAACUUGCACAUUCAUAUCAAACACGUUUAUUAAUAAUACAAAAUCAAGCAAAGUCAAACAUUUAGUUGGCAUGUGUAAUAAAUUCACUUUGCAA